AUGGGAGGCAUCACACUGAGGCGAUUCGCACUGGAGCCGGCGUCCACACUGUUAGACCUGUUAUUGGAUGGGACAGCUGCUGACGAGGGAGGGGGCACCGCAUCUGACCGAGGUUUUUUGACGUUGAAUGAGGCUGUGUGUAAGGUGCAGGUGGAGGCGCAGGUGGAGGUGCAGGUGCAGGCGCAGGUGCAGGCGCAGGUGGAGGUGAAGGUGCAGGCGCAGGUGGAGGCACAGGUUGAGGUGCAGGUGGAGGCGCAGGUGGAGGUGGAGGUGCAGGUGGAGGCGCAGGUGCAGGCGCAGGUGGAGGCACAGGUGGAGGUGCAGGUGGAGGCGCAGGUGGAGGUGCAGGUGGAGGCGCAGGUGGAGGCGCAGGUGGAGGUGCAGGUGCAGGCGCAGGUGGAGGAGCAGGUGGAGGUGCAGGUGGAGGCGCAGGUGGAGGUGCAGGUGGAGGCGCAGGUGGAGGGGGAGGAGUCAGAUACAGACCGAGCCGAGACUGUGACAAUGAAGUUCAACCUGUUCAGGAAGCCCGAGGCGGUGGCGGCUCCGGAGCCAACGGGGGCCACCACUCCCACCAUGGCCACGCCCACUCCAGGAGUCAUGUCCACCACCGUUGAACCGGGCCCUCCCUCCAACAACACAGAGAUCAGCAAGAACGACAUGUUUGAAGAAAUCAAGACCAAAUUUAUGAAUGAAAUUGAUAAAAUUCCACUGCCUCCCUGGGCUCUGAUCGCCAUCGCUGUGGUCGCCGCCCUCCUCAUCCUCACCUGCUGCUUCUGCAUCAUCAAGAAAUGUUGCUGCAAAAAGAAGAAGAAGAAAGGCAAGAAGGGCAAAGACGGCAUGAACAUGAAGGACAUGCAGGGCGGUGAGGACGAUGAUGAAGACGAGGGAGAGACUGGACUCACUGAGGAGGAGAAGGAGGAGGAGGAGAAGGAGCAGGAGCCUCUGGGGAAACUGCAGUACUCAAUCGACUAUGACUUUGAGAACACAAAGCUGACCGUUGGGAUCCUUCAGGCUGCAGAUCUCUUGUCCAUGGACUCCGGUGGGACCUCAGAUCCUUAUGUCAGAGUGGUUCUGCUUCCUGAAAAGAAGAAGAAGUUUGACACCAAAGUUCACAAGAAAACACUCAACCCAGUCUUCAACGAGACAUUUGUAUUCAAGGUCCCUUAUGAGGAGCUGGGCGGGAAAACACUGUGCAUGUCUGUCUAUGAUUAUGACCGCUUCUCCAAACACGACGUGAUCGGAGAAAUCAAGGUUCCCAUGAACACUAUCGACCUGGGCCGGCCCAUCGAGGAGUGGAAGGACCUGGAGAGCGCCGACCAGGAAGAGCCUGAGAAACUUGGAGACAUCUGCAUAUCCUUACGUUAUGUCCCCACGGCUGGAAAACUGACCGUGUGCAUCCUGGAGGCCAAGAAUCUGAAGAAGAUGGACGCCUGUGGAUUGUCAGAUCCGUACGUGAAGAUCCAGCUACUGCAGGGAGGCAAGCGACUGAAGAAAAAGAAGACCACGGUGAAGAAGAACACCUUAAAUCCAUACUACAAUGAAUCAUUCAGCUUUGAGAUCCCACUGGAACAGAUGCAGAAAAUCUUAGUGGUGGUCACGGUGUUCGAUUACGACAAAAUCGGAAAGAACGACGCCAUCGGGAAGAUAUUUGUAGGCAGCAAGGGCACAGGGUUAGGCCUGAAGCAUUGGUCCGACAUGUUGGCCAACCCUCGGAGGCCCAUCGCACAGUGGCACGUGCUCCAACCAGAGGAGGACAUCGACGGCCAGCUGGCGGCCCUCAAUGCUAAGAAGUAA
Messenger RNA from Knipowitschia caucasica, 1794 nucleotides. NCBI's taxonomy places the organism in Eukaryota, Metazoa, Chordata, Actinopteri, Gobiiformes, Gobiidae. The record is from the annotation of a GenBank genome assembly.